Phymastichus coffea is the source of this 4477-nucleotide messenger RNA. RefSeq names its product exostosin-1 (gene ttv). Gene Ontology annotation, cellular component: membrane. Lineage: Eukaryota; Metazoa; Arthropoda; Insecta; Hymenoptera; Eulophidae. The record is from RefSeq and is a predicted model, not a curated record. Gene Ontology annotation, molecular function: glycosyltransferase activity. The coding region runs from base 997 to 3138 and encodes 713 amino acids. The transcript has 8 exons.
UUCUCCGAGUUAUUUUUUUCUGUUCGAUUUGCCUUGAUGUUCUAUCGCGCUCAUUAAUCCAUUAACAUACUUUAACCAUUACAUAUCACAAAAAAAUCAACAGAGGAUUCUCGGGGAAUAUCUGUUCAUUGGGAUGCGCGCGCGCCUCCACCUACACACACGUGGAUGGCACUAGAAGAGCCGUACAACUGACGACGUACGUACAACUUUCUGUCAGCUUAGAUAAGAGGAAUAGAUAGCGGCAACAGAAAGAGGGAACUGCUUUUUACUACACCGCGGCUCUGCUCGAGCACAACAAGAAUAAAAAAGCCGAGCACUAGUGUCAAUCUCUGCACAAACACAAUCAAGCAGUGUAUAUAUAGUACAGUUUGUCGUUUGACGGAAAAGACGCCGUCGUACGAGAAUCAGAGAAAGAGAGAGAGAGAGAGAGACACACACACACACACACAGCAGAGACAGAGAGUGAGUGAGGCACGAAGAGGAGGUGAUGCCGGGGCGUGAUUUCCUCGUUCGACAGAUAGUUAUAUCUCAUCUCGGUUAACCUAUUCAAGUAUGCUAACAAACCAGCCUUACGAGAACGUCAACACCACCACUAUCAUCAUCGCGGCUACCUGUACCACUGACGACGUCGAGAACGACGACGACGACGAGGACGCCGAACAUCCUUAUUGCAUUAUUCAUGUGCUACUCAAUGACUGAUGCUUUCAACGCAAGACUGACAGAUCCUCUUCCACAUAGUUUUAGUCAGUGAAUAGGUAACGCUUCGUGUUGACUCUUUCUAUUCUGUCUCUCAAUACUUGUCAUUACGUAGUUCGUCAUCAUCUUGAACUUCAAAGACUUGAUGAUGAUAUCAAUAGAAACUUUAAUUUAGACUUGGUGUUAUCCAAGUAAAAAAUCUAGAAGUGGCAUACAAUGCGUAUCCAUGAAGAGUUAUGGUGGCUGUUUCGAAAGAAAGAUGUGUAGAGUUAACUAUUGUGCAUUGCCAUAGAACUAAACAUGCAAGCAAAAAAGCGUUACUUACUUGUCUUUCUGACUUGCGCUUUUCUUGCCUUUUGCUAUUUUGGAGGUUAUCGAUUAAAAGGAGAGAAGAGUUCAACCAAAAAGUUGACAGCUGAUGAUUUACCCUCCUUCAAUGUUUAUGAUCCUAACUGGAGAACAAAGCAAGAAUUAGAAUACACAAAAUCUUUAAGUCAAUCACCCAUUCCUCCAAAUUUAAGACAAUGUGAUAUGAAAACAUGCUUUGAUUUUACUAAAUGUAGAGAAGGAUAUACUGUUUAUGUGUAUCCUAUCGAGGAUGCCAUCAGUCCACUAUACCAAAAAAUAUUGAAUGUCAUCACGGAAUCCAGAUAUUAUACAACGGAUCCAACAAGAGCUUGUUUAUUUGUUUUAGCUCUAGAUACGCUUGACAGAGAUCCUUUAUCGACUGAAUUUGUACAUAAUCUACCAACAAAACUCGCACGUUUGCCAUAUUGGAAUAAUGGAAGAAAUCAUUUAAUUUUUAAUUUAUAUUCAGGCACUUGGCCUGAUUAUGUAGAAGAUGCUUUGGCCUUUGACUUUGGUUAUGCCAUGAUAGCCAAAGCAAGCAUGUCCAAGUUCAAAUUGAGAGAUGAAUUUGAUGUAUCCAUACCACUUUUUGCUAAGCAACACACUGAAAGGGGUGGAGAACCUGGUCAGGCACUUCACAAUCAAUUCCCUGGUAAAAAGAAGUUUUUAGCAGCUUUCAAAGGUAAAAGAUAUGUUCACGGCAUUGGAUCUGAAACAAGAAAUGCGCUCUAUCAUUUACAUAAUGGAAAGGAUAUCAUAUUUGUAACUACUUGUCGGCAUGGAAAAUCUUGGAGGGAAUUACAAGAUGAACAUUGCCAGGAGGAUAUUCGACUAUAUGAUAUGUACGACUACGACGUUCUUCUUCAGAACUCAACAUUUUGCCUGGUUCCUAGAGGUCGUCGACUUGGUAGUUUUCGAUUUUUAGAAGCCUUAAGAGCAGGAUGUAUCCCUGUUAUUUUAAGCAAUGGAUGGGCUCUUCCAUUUCAUGAACACAUUGAUUGGUAUCAAGCAGUCAUUUUUGCAGACGAACGACUCCUCUUUCAAGUGCCAGAUAUUCUUAGAUCUGUACCAGAUACGAAAAUUUUUUCAUUAAGGCAACAAACUCAAUUUUUAUGGGAGAGGUAUUUUUCGUCGAUAGAAAAAAUUGUAUUCACCACAUUUGAGGUCGUUCGAGAGCGCAUUCCUUGGGAAGGUCAUAGAGAAUUACGUGUUUGGAAUCGACAUCCAGGUGCAUUGGCAAUUCUACCAAAAUUUGCGGAUACUCAACAAGAACUCCCGUUUCAAGAAUGCAAACCUGGAAACGCUUUUACAGCCGUAAUUUAUUCACAAUUAGGAUCCACUGCAGUACUCUUCCGGUUAUUAAAAACUCUUUCGAAAAGCCAAUAUUUAGAUAAAAUCAUCCUGUUGUGGAACUCUGACAUUCCAAUACCGAGGAAGUCACGAUGGCAGGGUAUUAAAGCGCCCAUCCACGUUAUUCCAGCUACAGGCAUAUCUCAAAGAUUCUACCCACACCCUCAAAUAGAAACUAGUGCCAUAUUUUCUUUAGACGAAGACGUAACAUUAAAUACUGAUGAAAUUGACUUUGCUUUUGUCGUUUGGAAAAGCUUUCCCGAUCGCAUCGUCGGAUAUCCGGGAAGAUCCCAUUAUUGGGAUGACUCAAAACGGUCAUGGGGUUACACAAGUAAAUGGACAAACGAUUACAGUAUGGUGUUAACAGGAGCUGCUGUAUAUCAUCGUUACUAUAAUACGUUAUAUACCGAAACUUUAAGUUCAACGCUUCACAAAACUGUAGAACAAUCUCAAAAUUGUGAAGAUAUUUUGAUGAACUUUUUAGUGAGCCAUGUUACUCGUCAUCCUCCUAUCAAAGUGACACAGCGUAAAAUGUAUAAAGAUCCAAAUGCUGCUGGGAAAAAGUCGCCUUGGAAUGAUCCAGAUCAUUUUACCCAGCGGCAAACGUGUAUGAAUACAUUUGUCGCAGUUUUCGGUUAUAUGCCAUUACUGCGAUCGAACAUGAGACUGGACCCUGUACUUUUUAAGGACCCUGUAAGCAACCUGCGUAAAAAAUAUAGACAAAUUGAAUUAGUUGAUAACUAGAAAUAUAUAUCCGUUUGAUUAACGAAUAUGUAAUAUGUGGUUAAACGAAAUGACGUUAAACGAAUAUGUAUGUUUAUUGUAAGAUUAUGCGUGAAGCGAGCGAAUUUCAUAAGAUUGUAUAACAAUAUAUCAAAUUUAUGGCCGUGUCAUUUAUUGGUAGUUCAGCGAGUCUAUGAACAAUUAGAACAAAUGUAUAGAAAAGAUACAUGCAAGUAUCCUUAAGAACAAUAAUUACAUAGAUGUUAAAAAUUACGAUAUAAAAUUAUAAAUUAUUAAACACAUCACGUGAGCUUCGGAUCUCUCGCGCUAGAUCGACCACGACGAAUCGUAUUAUAUGGAGAAAAAAAAAAGAAAAUGAUAUUUUUUGUGAUUGACUAAUUGUGCUCGCACAUCUUUUUUACAUUUUUGAAUGACUUUAAGCGCAAAAUGUCAAUAAUUUUUACGAGUUAAUUGCUCAUUAGACUUAAUAAUAAUUGUUUCGUCCAAAAGUUAUCGCGCAAAGCUCCAAACGUCCUUACCAUAUCAAUAUAAUUAACGAGCGACACUGCAGUACAAAUUUGACAAAGAACGAAAAACAUAAUAACGAUAUCAACAAAUCGAAUGACAGAAUAAAAAAGAAAAACCAAAAUAGGAGAUCCGACGUUAAAGCCGUGGGUGAUACUUUACCAAAAUGUAAUCGCGCGUCAUGCAGCUAUAAAGUGUGUACAUAAAUAAUCCGUUUGAUAGUUAUUAAUGUAGCAAUAUUGUUUGACAGAAAAAAUGAACAUGUGCGAGAGUGAGUGCCUUUCUAAAAUGCCAUCGUUCCGCCAAGUCCUUUCAUGCGACGACAGAACCCGGAUGUCCUUGCCCUCGUGAAUUCCCCCAUCCUUUCUUCACGUUCUCGGACUUUUGUUUUCGUUCAAGCUCGUCAAGGUUAAUGGUGUCAACGAUUAUUAUUGACGAAUACAAAUCUAUUUCAUUCCUUUUUUCUGUUUUUUUUUGUAUAUUCGACCUGUCGUUGCUUUUUUUGUAUAUUCGACGAAGAAAUAUUAUAUCAUUCCACACUUAAAAUCAUGCUAGCGUGGAGAUUGCCAUAUAAUUAGUUUUACUAGAGAAAAAACACUUAGGUUUUUACGUAUAUAGAUAAUUUAAUACGGAAUUACGUAAAAGGCCAUAGCUUUUCAAUUGUAUUAUAUUGUACUUCGAAAAUUUUGUACAUGUAGCAUUAUCAAACGUCUUUUUUUGAACGUUUACGUGCAAUUUAUUUUUUAUUGUUGUAUACUGUUUGUUACAAGUAAAUUUUACAAAAAAUAUAAUUUUAUUUAAUUGGUCAAUGUACUUGGAAAUAUGUAUGUCUUCU